Messenger RNA from Neoarthrinium moseri, 783 nucleotides. RefSeq lists its product as uncharacterized. Gene Ontology annotation, cellular component: mitochondrion. The transcript has 2 exons. Lineage: Eukaryota; Fungi; Ascomycota; Sordariomycetes; Amphisphaeriales; Apiosporaceae. The record is from RefSeq and is a predicted model, not a curated record. Bases 1 to 783 code for a protein of 260 amino acids.
AUGGUUACCCCUGCGAUAGCGAUUAUUGAUAGAUCAGUCGUCGAAAAACUUGUCUACCGUGAGCCUUUCCUGAGGUCCAUGAAGGCAAAUACCAAGUUUGCCUUCAUGCGACCAAAGCAGUUUAUCUUUUGUCGACCGUUUGGCAUCAUGUGGACGCUUUAUGCAGCCACAUAUACUGUCGCUAGCUGUUCAGAUACCCUUGCACAAUACUCUGCACAGGCCGCUGCGGCUACGAUCACUUUCCUGAGCACCACAGCCGUUAACGUUCCGCUGGGGAUCUGGAAGGAUAUCAGAUUCGCGCAGAUUUACAGCAGCAAAUUAAAGGCUCUUGAGUCUGGCGGCCAGCAGACCAAGACAAAACCUUCAGCAGUUGGUGCUACGAAGCCAACAGUUCCGGUCCCUGUUCGUCGAGGGCUACCAAAGGCAGCCACUGCACUCUUCCUCGCGAGGGACUCAAUCACGAUUUUCGGAUCUUUUACUUUAGCUCCAAGAAUGGCAAGCUUCGUCCCAGAUCAGUUGGUAUCGGGGCAACAUGCCAAGGCUACCAUAUCACAGCUUACAGUGCCGGCACUGACGCAGCUUGUGGUCACCCCCGUCCACUUACUAGGUCUUGAUCUAUACCACAGAGAACAGCAAGACUUGAGCUGGAGAGACCGGGUCAAGCACACACAGAAUGGUUUGGCAUCGACAACUGUCGUGCGCUGCUUACGCAUUCUUCCCGCUUUUGGGUUUGGAGUCAUUGCAAACACGGAGCUUCGUUCAUUAUUCCACGGCACAGUUUAG